GGAAAUGGAACCACCAUCGAAACUAAUCAAUAAAAAGAACUUAGAAUACUGGAAUCAAAUGAGUCAGUCUCAAUUCAGCUUUCUAGUUGGAGGAACGAUUCAGACACGAGAAGAAGAAAAGAAGUAUUCUAUUAAUAAUGAGGUGAUAGUAGCUAUUGAAGAGUCUCAGCAGAAUCUCGACCAGAAAGAAAUCAGGACUUUAUUAGCAAGAGUUGAGCAAUAUGGCUUGAAUAAUAUGACAGAUUUUGAACAAUUGAAGAGAAAUAUGACUGAAAUAUUUAUGAAUUUUUUCUCUCUUUCUAGCAGUCUCAAAGAUAUCCAAGCCUCAGCCUCUGUUUUUGAUUUAAAAGAAGUGAUUAAUUUCAAGAGAUGCUUAGAAAAAUGGGCUAUAGCUACUGAUGAGAGGCUUUUUGAUAAUAUUUUAAGACUCUUUUGCAAGUUUAGCCAUAAGCUAUUGCCAAAUGAUGGCGAUGCAGAGGAACCUCAAUUUAUGACAGUAAAAGUGCUUGUUCAUAUACUAGCUGCUCUGAGCAGUCGGGACAAAUCUUUAUUUCCAACCUCAUUACUGUAUCAUGAGAAUUCUGAAGAAGAGAGUCAUCAGCUUUAUAAAUCUCUGAAGAAAAUUUCCUCUGUGGUCAAGAAAUAUUUUAGUAUUGACGAGCUUCUAAUCUUGUCAUUGUGGAAUAAGGGAAAUUCAUGGGAUCUCAAGAGGCUCAUAAUCCAAAAUCCUGUUAUUUUUGAGCUAUACCUACAAACUCUCAUGCAGUGGAUUGCAGAAAAUGUGGAAGAUAAUCAGUCCUUGAUUUAUAAGCGGCUUGGUGACCUCUUUUUGUUGAUUUCUGACAAAACAUAUCCGGAAAAUAGUGUAAUCAUUGGUGAAUCCCGAUCUUUAUUUGACUUGUUUCAUUGCUUACUGCAAGUGCCAGAUCAAGUAGAUGGAGAUGAGCUGAAUGACUUUAAAAGUAGGGUGCAGAUAAUGGAGGAAUGGGGGUCUAGAAUUCUCUCAGCUACCGCCAUGGCAUAUCGCAAGCAUUGAAACAGCUCAAUUAUUCAAAAAUACCUUCAAAUCCUUCCUGAUAUUUGAGACAAAUUAAUAAACUUGAACUGAAGGCUUGAGAUUGUGAAAAUUCUUAAGCAUUUCAUGAAAUUCUUGCAGAGGCUAUUCUUGUCCGAGAAGAAUAUAGACAGCUUGGAGGUUAUCAAAAUUAACACUCUUGAUUCUCUAAACACAGAUUUUCACAAUCCAGGGUUCGAUCUGACAUUUUCUGAAGAGAGAAUUGUAUUUCGAGGGCUUUUCAGAAUAGAUCAAGAUUCUCCAAAAAUUCAGUCUCUGUUUUGUCUCCGUAGAGGAAGGUUGUCAAUAACAUGCAUAUUCAUGGAACAGGAAGUCGUUGAAGAGAAAACCCACUUCUUUUGUAAGACAGACAAAGGAAGGUUAAUUAUUAUCCCUUGCCCAGCAGAGAGCUAUCACGAGUGGGUCAAUCUUGAAGUUCAAAUCAAAAAUUCAGACGAGUGCUAUCUCACCUACCUUGAGAACCUUAACUCUCCGGCUAAGUCUACAUCAUUGAAAUCAGUCGUUAAGAAGAACAACUGGGACCAUCUCAGCCUAGAGGAUUACUUGCAUGAGAAAGAAGAAAAAUUAGUACUUUUCCCUUACUUUAAGGGUCAAAUCGCUCUAGUUCAAAUUUACGACCAGGUUAAAGUAACGAAAUCGAAGAACUUCAUGCAGAAAAUGUUCAGGAAGAGAGCUGCCUCCAUGGAGGUUAGCAAUAGCAUUCUAUAUGAGAGAUACACUGCACUUGAUCCUCAAUAUUCUGAUAAUUAUCAGAUAUUUUUGAACAAAAAUCUGCUAGAAAAUUCAAGAAGGGAUUCAGAUAAGAGACUUCAAGUUUAUCCUCGGAAUGCACAUAGGUACACCAAAAAUCUUCCUGAAAACACUGUGAAUGUGGCCAUGAACCCUAGCUGGAACAGCAUAAUGGCUGCGGAAGGACUUGAGAUUAUUUGGCCUCUGACAGAUCACCUGUUACUAUUCCCUGGGGAAAGAUUUGAGAGUCUUCACAAGGAUAUUUUCCUGCUGAUUAAAAUUUUUAACGAAUCUUGAACUCUAUUUCCUGAUUACAAGCAGUAUCAUAUGGAAAAACUGCACACAGAUUCUAAAAUUGAGGCUUAUUACAGGCGAUACCUGACUAUUGAGAAGAAGUCCAUUUGUCAACCCUUUAACUCAGAAUACUCUCUCGAAUAUAUGUUCUUAGGGCCGUUUCCAGUGCCCCUCAUGCUUGAUUUGUCAACAAGAUUCCAAAAUACUGUUGUUGAUGAUCACAAGAAUGCUCCUCAAGAGGGUAAAGAAUUUAGCACUAAAGCCAUCAAUAAUCCCUCCUUCGGUAAAUUCGAGCAUUUUGAAAAGAAUGAAGAUGAGGAAGCCAAGUUUUUGUACAGGGAAAUACUCAAGGAAAUCCUUGGAUUUGAGCCUCAGGCUAAAAAUCCAAGUGAAUUUAGCCCAGAUCUUAAUAAGUCAAUUGAGUAUGAAGACUAUAAGGUGGAUGAAGAGGAUCCUUUUGAGUCUAGUUAUGAGUUUAAUGAUGACCAAAAGUGUAAACUCGAGCGAUCUAUAACUCUCAUUGGAUAUCUAUUUGAUUUAUACUUCAAAAAGUCAGAGUAUGGAGUGUGCUUUCGGUAUAUUUGCCAGGCUCUUCUGAACCCUAGUGAGGAUUACUCCCAAUAUGAGUCGAAAAUAGUUGCUUCGAAGUCAAAUUUCUUAUGACAAUACAUACUUUCUCUGAUCGAGUACUAUAUUCAAGAAGUGGACUACUCAAAAUACCAGGCAGAAUCAUCUAAAUUUAAGAAAAUGUCUACACAAGAGUGAUACAUCCAGAUUCUUGAAAUAAUUGACUUCCGGAAAGACGACUAUAGCUAUAAUGUAGCAAUGCUUUGUGACUGUGAGAGAAACUGUAUUUUGACAAGCCAACAGCUGAGUUACAAGUUUGAUCCAGCUUUAAAAGGCUAUCAAGGGGUUUUAAAAGUCUAUAGCGUUAUUUAUAAGAUCUUCCAGAGUGUUACUACGAAAAAGAGGAGGAAAUAAAGUCAUUAAAAGGCCCACAGAGAGACCGAAUAAUAAUAAAAUAGAUAAUCUAGGAGCUUCAAAUAGCUUUAAUCAAAAGUCUAAUAAUAAACUGAAGAGAGCAGAAAAGUAUAGGUCACCCAAGCCUAAGACUAGCAGUCUUGUACCAACUCAAGAGCUGAUUAGGCUUGAUUCCUUAAGGGGAAAAAGUCCAGUAAAGCUUGAUUCUGAUUACUAUACAACUCUGACAGUAAACAAAUCAGUCAGGAAUAAUCAAUCAAAGAAGCAACCUGGCAGUGAGAUUUUCUGGGGAAAGAUAAUUUACUAUCUCUCUGUUCUGAAGCAUAAGCUUGCUACACAGCAUGGUGAAGAGUUAAACGAGAUGUACUCUAGCCCUUCUGAGCCUACCAAAGAUCCAAGUAUCACUAAAAAUAUCAAUCUUCCAACAUUAGAUGAGAACUUUGCCCUGUUCAAGUUCUUGAACAUCAGAGCAUUCUUGAGCUACAUCUCAACAAAAGUUGGAAAAAGUCACUGUAUUGAGCUCACAGUUGAAGAAUUUGAAGAAAUUUUUGAAUAUAACAGCUACUCCUUGUUAAUGCCAGAAUCAGAUGAGGAUCUUGAUUUUGUAAGAAAUGAUGACAAGGGUUUGAAAUAAACUACUUAAUUCAAUAGCUUUGCUUAAGCAAAUAUUCCCUCUUCUUACAAAGUGGUCUCAGCUACAGCUUAUAAAGUCUGAUUUUAUUUGAUACAUACUGGAAGCUCCAGUCAGGCAUGUGAGAGGCCUUCUCCUUCUAUUCGACAGCGGAUAUUUUAGCCUCAACUACAUCCUGAGAAAGACAAAGCAGUUUAUCGAGAAGGAUGAAAGCUCCGUAGACGAAAUCCUCCAGCUGUUGUACGUAUACGAAGACUUUUUAUUGAAGCAUUUUCCAAAAAUAUAUUCCAGGCAUGAACAUCUGUGUAUCAAUGUGCAUAAAAUGAGGAGGAAGCAUUCAAAAUCAUCAUUUAAUAAGUCAAUUAAUACCAAGAAAACUUACAAAAACCCCUCAAUGAAGGAAUCUUAUGACUCUUCAUUCUAUGAUAGCCAAUAUGACAUUAGCGGUGGGUGUAAAGAUUGCUAUGGGCGAAAGAAGUAUCGGCAAAUCGCAAGGGAAAUCUUAAUGCUACUCGUACUUUAUUUGGAUAAAAGAGACCUUCUGUACCACACAUUUCCACCUCUGACCGAACCUACUCAAUUGAAUCCAAUGUGUGAGAAAAACAUGAAUUUACCUAGGAAUGGAGGCAUCUUCAGGAUCAUUAUUAAUUCUCUAACUUUACUCAUCGAGAGCAGAAAUCUUGAAAAAGAUGAAGAAAAUUCUGACCAAACCAAGAAAAACAAUAAAUCAAUCAUCGGAUCUCAUAUAAGGAAAAAUUCUUUACAGUGCAGUAACGAUGGUAGCGUCUCUUCGGAUAGCAACGAUAAUGAGUUCAUCAUCCCUAUACAUUGCAGCAAACAAGUUGAUUUUAUUGCGAAACCAGCUCAGACAUCUCCUGGAAAAGAUUCUUUAAGCGAAGAAGCAAAGCAAGAGAAAUUGGAAGAAACCCAAGUCAUCUCUAUUGAGAACAAAGCGCUUAUAUUCCAUAUCCUUCACUAUGUCUUAUGGAGGAAAGAGUCAACAUUUUCAGUGCUUUUAAAGAAGAUUGAUCCCGAAUCUGAUAUCUAUAAAAUAUUUGCAGCCUAUCAAUUAUCUCAAGCAUAUGUAUCUAAAGAAAACUGGAAUAUUUUUGACAUGGAUUUAUGAGAUAGUGAUGAAGAGAAGAACCUGAAGAAACAGUUCUUGUGAAGCAUCCCAAACCCAUCAAUAUGCUUGCUAAAUUCAUCAGAAUUCGUCCCUUGAUAUCUCAUAAAUUUCUUGAUUUAUUGUCUGAUUAAAUAUAACUCAAAGCAGAAGUAUUAUUCAAAGGAGAACGAUACAAAGUUUAUCCGUUUGACAACCAAGUCAUUCUCAUUUGUCUAUGAAAUCAGAGAAAUUAUACGGAAUUAUGAGCUGUUAAGCCCGAACCAGUAUGUCUCCUUUUAUGAAUGCUUUGAAGAGUUUUUAUGAAAAUACUCUGUUGAAAUACCUAGAGGGAAAUAUUUUUCAGAGAGUCUGCCUCAGGAAACAAUGAAACAAGGAACUUACACAAGCGAUAAAAAAAACUUAAUCACCUCUACUCCGUUGAUAAUGAAGAAAGACCUUUCAGUAAUUCCUGAGGAAGCAUCCCCAAACAAGUCAGGUGCCAAAAAGUCACGCCAAAAAUACCUCCAAUUCGCCAAACUCUUCUCUCUAUGCUCCAAAAUGAACGAUAAAGUCUGCAGAGAGUCUAUCAAAAAAAUUUCCAACAGAAACAUCAAGGAGGACAUGACUGACUCAAAAUAUUUCGAAGAAUUUAAAAACCUGAUUGGCUUAAUCGACCAAAACAGGGUCCAUAAAAUCUACACUUCUUCAUGUUUUAGUAAAAUCAUUGAAUUUAUUAAGAAAAGUUUGAAGCUAGAGAAGGAUUUUGAAGAAAGUGAGCUCGAAAAGUUUAUGAAGACAUCCAAGAUAAGCAGUAUAGACCCCAACACGUUUAGGUAUGCACAGGAUAUAGAGGAGCUGAAAAUAUUCUACAAGCAGUUCUUGCAUGAGAGUAACGAUUUGUACUACAUGAGUGAGAUUACUUGAAAUCUUCAAGAUUUGUUAAAGAAAGAUGUGUAUUUGUAUGGUGCUUCACCCACGAACAUCUGGUUUAAUCAUAAGAUCAGAGAGAGAAUCCAGCAAGAGUAUAAAAAUACGCAGCAUAGUUUGAACCACGAUUGUUUUGGAGUGAAAGACAAAAAUUCUGUUGAGGAAGAUAUCGAAAUUCUUGAGAAUGUUAAUUUAAGACACAAAGUCAUUUCUCCAGCUAAAAGUAAAAAGGAGGAGAUUAAAGAAGAAAAGAAGGAACCUAAAAUUGCCGAAAAUCAAGGCAGUCAGAAAGGAAUACUUGACAUAAACUUAUUGGCUGAUUUAGAUGAUGACGAUGAAGAGCUAUUUGGCAGCCUUAAAAGCGAGACUAAAAUACCGAUUCAUCAGUAUUCUCACCUCCAAGACGCAGGACGAUUCAAAGAGAGACAGUUCAUGAAGAUAUCAGACUGAUAUCUGAAUGGCUGUUUUGAUAAAAUCUCUGAGUUUCAAGAUAUCCUCGGACGAAGAGUGAUGCUAGAUAUUGACUAUUCCUGCUUUGAUGAGUAUCUAAUUUUCCCCAAAGGAACGGACAAAUUAAGCCAGAAAUUGGAAGCUCUAUACCCAUAUUUAAAGCAAUCUUUUAUGGAAAAGCUGGCGCACCUAUCUUUAUCUGCUGAAGGACGAACACAAGGUGAGCAAAUUGACAUCAGCCAGAAAGCAGAGGAACUUAUAGCCAAGGAAAUUGAGAAAAGUCAAAUUUUAAAAUAGCAUUCUUGACGAUCAGCUCUCUGAUGAGGAAAGUUAUACAGACCAGAUUGAGAGAUGGAGUGACGACUUUGGUCUCUCUUUUGAUAUGAAAAAUACUUAUGAGAAGAAUCUUUAUAAAGAAUCAAAGAGAAUUCCCAAUCCUUCUAUUUCAAGGUUGAUAGAAGCGAAUAAAAUUCAGGAAGUCAUCAGAGACGAACUCUUAGAUCAAAUUUUUGAAAAAGCCAACCACUUCGAAUGAGAAUUGGUUGAAAAAGAAGGAGCAUACUGGGGUGAUAUUUACAUCCUCAAACAGUUUGGAAAGGAAGAUUUCAUCAGCCAAUCUGACCAACUUAUUGAAAGUCCUAAGGAGUACUAUCUGUACUACAAAAGCAAAAAUCUUCUUCUUGAAGAGAACAGAGAUAUUGACGAUAAAAGAUACAUAUUAAGAUCUUUCGAGCAACGAAAGGGAGAUAUUGAGAUUCUGAUCAGCCUCAAAAAUACAGAAAUUAUGAGGAAAAACUACUUGCUUAACCCAGUUGCAGUCGAGAUUUAUGAUAAAGACACAUGUAGGAUGUACUUUUUCAACUUCAUGCAUUACACAUUUGAUCAGGAGAAGGGAACCACUUCUUUACGAUUUGUAGACUAUAUUGAGAGCCAAGUUCCAAAUUUAAAGGUGAUUCAUUCUGCUAAAAAGGAAUUUGAGAAAAUGAAAUUUCGAGAGGCUUUUAAGGAAGGGAAAAUUGAUAAAUUUGAUUAUCUAAUGCUAGUAAAUAAAUAUGCAGACAGAUCAUUUAAUGCAUCUUUGUCGCAAUACCCUGUGGUUCCGUGGUUGAAUAUUGAAGACCCCAGAGACCAGAAAUUUACAUUUACAGAAAAUAAUUACGUUAGAAAGCUAGAUAAGAGUUUGUGCACAUAUACUGAGAGAAAGAGAAAAGAUGCUCUUAAGAGAUAUGAAGAGGGAAGUGAAGAUCUUGAAUAUGAUCGGUAUGGCGAGGCUCCAUAUCACCUCAAGCUUGGCUACUCUUCUGGUCUCAAUAUAAUUGCUCAUUUGGUUAGAGUAGAACCUUAUAGCUCUCUGUUUUUAUCCUUUGAUAAUUACAAAAUGGAAAAUCCUGACAGAAUGGUCUCAGAUAUUCAAAUAGAAUGGAAUAAAUUAUUCACCACAGAUCAGUGGAAUAUGGAAGCCAUUCCAGAGAUGUUUUACAUGCCAAGGAUCUUCAUGAACAAAAAUUUAUACUACUUUGGAGAGAAGGAAACAUCUGAGUCCACGAAGACACCAGUGUGUGACGUCAAGGUGAACAUAAAAUCAAACCUUUACUUCCUUUACUGUAUGUACCUUAGGAGAGCUCUCAGAGAUGACAACAUUUCCAGCAACUUGAAUGUCUGGAUCGACCUCAUUUUUGGCAAGAAGCAGCAGGAUAAAAAGAGCCUAAAUGUGUUUUAUGAGCUAGCUUCAUCAAAAUACUAUGAAAAAGCUAGAAAGAACUUAUCAGAUGAAAUCAACAGAGAGAAUUUAGUUACUGCUAGCAUGUUCUUUCAGCUGCCAACACAGAUUUUUACUGACAGCCAUCCUUGAGGGAAACGUCUAAAGAUGAGGAAUUGAGUGCUGGAUCCUGAAUUAGUUAUCCCAAGCCCAACUUAUUUAGAAAUCUUGAAGAUUAAUUGUGAGAAAUAUACUGUCGUUGUUGGGCACAAAAUUGGAGAAAUUGAUGAAAUCAAAAUUGAAAAAUAGAAAACCAACUAGAACUCAUAAAGAGAUUUAUAAGUUAGAUUUUAACUCCAGUUUCAAAGAAGAGAAGCACAUCAGAUCAAUUUCUAAUUUGAUUCAGUACCUUUCAUGAGGGAAUGAUAAGAAUAAUCAAGAAUUUCUUGUGGUGGCAGGCCUUUAUAAUGGAGCAAUUGCUUUAAUAGAUCUUUCUAUCGAGUCAAAAAGAACUUACCUUUAUCCGAGUCACAUGAUUAUAAUCCCUUCAAUUAGAGGAGAGACAACUUGCACACAUGUUGUUAAAGAUUCAAGUCAAAUCUUAGUUGCCUAUCAAUGAGAUUAUCUCCGCAAAAAUUCUGGAUUUAAUGUGAUUGCUUCAGUAACUCUUGACCGAAAGAUAGAUAAGCAUUUGCACCAAGUUGUUCCUGACUUUAGGAUCAAUGGGCACCAGAGUAAGGUUAUCUGAAUGAGUGCGAGCAACAACAUAUUUGCUUCUCUUGACCAAACAAACAUGCUAUUAAUACAUUCAUUAUACAACGGCCAGACUUUGAAUUAUAUAAAGCUAGAUAGCCCUCUGGAUGGGGAUCUCACUCUUCAUCAUGAUACUCUGAAAAUUCAUUCUAUUUACUGAAAUAACUACUAUGUGACAGUCUGAGGAACCUCUAUGCACGAAUGAAAAAUUAGCUUUAUCCAGUCAGUAGGAAUAAAUGGGGACUUCCUAGGCUAUCCCAUUAAAGGGAAAUUUCAUAUAAUCGAUGUGGUUGGGGAUAGUCUCAAAGUCAAAAACAGCGGGAAAGAUGACAAGUAUCUCAAUUGUCUCGACGGUAAAGCUGAGGAAUGGUACGAGGAAGGAUCACAUGCAGACAGAGAAUCCCAAUAUGAUCCAAUAAAUCGUAUAUAUUUCCUGAAAUAAAUCCAAUUUAAUA
Molecule: messenger RNA, 9099 nt
Organism: Moneuplotes crassus
Lineage: Eukaryota; Ciliophora; Spirotrichea; Euplotida; Euplotidae
Source: the annotation of a GenBank genome assembly